This is a messenger RNA of Polypterus senegalus (gray bichir), 752 nucleotides long. RefSeq names its product golgi transport 1A (gene golt1a). The coding region runs from base 79 to 480 and encodes 133 amino acids. Gene Ontology annotation, biological process: endoplasmic reticulum to Golgi vesicle-mediated transport; retrograde transport, endosome to Golgi. The transcript is spliced from 5 exons. NCBI's taxonomy places the organism in Eukaryota, Metazoa, Chordata, Cladistia, Polypteriformes, Polypteridae. The record is from RefSeq and is a predicted model, not a curated record. Gene Ontology annotation, cellular component: endoplasmic reticulum; membrane.
CAGGACAGAGUGCAAGAGCUGAGAUUCACUGGAGGAGACAUUGUGUUUGUUUCUUGACAUUCUGGGAGUAAAAAAAGAAUGAUUACGAUCACAGAAUUUCAAAAGGUUGGUGUUGGAAUCUCAUCUUUUGGCAUCUUUUUUAUCCUGUUUGGUGUGCUGCUCUAUUUCGACAGUGUUCUCCUGGCCUUUGGAAAUAUCCUCUUCCUCUCAGGCCUGGCAGUAAUCAUUGGCUUGCGGCGCACACUGUACUUCUUCUUCCAGCGCACAAAACUGAAAGGCUCUGCAUUUUUCCUUGGGGGAGUGCUCAUGGUGCUACUGCGAUGGCCGGUCACAGGGAUGAUGCUUGAGUCGUAUGGAUUUGUGGUCCUAUUCAAAACCUUCUUUCCAGUGGCUUUUGGAUUCCUUGGUUCACUGGGCAAUAUUCCAUUUUUAACAUCGCUCUUCAACAAGCUAUCAGGAAGUAGCACCUCCUUGGUGUGAAUUGGACCAGCUGCAAAAUCAAUGGUCAACAUGUCAGUGGAAGAAGAGACAAGCAAGUCAACAUGGACAUUGAGUGCUCCUGUCUUCUGCCUUGGAGACAGAAAAAGAACCAUGUCAUCAUCAUUUAUUUUUUUCUUGAAUAUGCACAGCAGUGGAUUUGUUUUAGACAAAGACCUACCAGGUAGCUUUUUGUGUUACUGACUAAAUAAUGAAAUGUUUACAAUGUGCACAUAUUGUUGACUGUAUUUUACAAAUAAAUGUAUUUAUAGGUU